Molecule: messenger RNA, 969 nt
Organism: Notothenia coriiceps (black rockcod)
Lineage: Eukaryota; Metazoa; Chordata; Actinopteri; Perciformes; Nototheniidae
Exons: 2
Coding region: 43-681 (212 amino acids)
Source: RefSeq, a predicted model, not a curated record
GAUAUCUUCGUGUCAUCGGCUCAGGCUGCAAAGCCGGGAGCGAUGGCUGCUCUCCCGGGCGAUAGCGCACCAGCUUCGCCCUGUCUGAGCAUGGACCUGCAGGCCGUGUGUCAACGCGGUAUGGAGAGGCUCGGCCUGCUCCGCAUGCCGCCCAUGGAACCGCUGGUGGCAGCCCACCUCCUACCGAGGCUGGCUCGGACACCAAGCAGGAACCCCACGCUACCGGUGAAGGCAGACCGAUUCCAGUCAGCGAUGACGGAACGGGCCUAUAAAGCCGCAGCGUUGUCCGACAGGGCACUCAACAUAUCCUCACUGCUGACCGCCUACCAGGCGGAGCUCUGCGAGGACCUGUCGAGCAAACCUGGGCCGGCCGUGUGGGACGAGAUCGCAGCGAUCACGGACAUUUGCCUCCGUGUGCAGCGCUGUGCAGUCCAGGCCACGGGCAAAGUCAUGGGCAUAAUGGUGGUACAGGAGAGAGCCAGGUGGCUCAACCUGACCGACCUCCCUGCCCGGUUCAAGAUACCGAAGCAGCAGAGGCCACAGCCCGCCCCGAGUCCCCAGCCCAGGCAGGAGACAAGGACGAGCUGGCCGAGAAAAUCUCCGGUUCCGGCAGCAGCCGUUCAGGCACAGCCGACUCAGAUUUUCAGUCACCAGUCGAGGAAGAAGAAGCGGGCGGCCUGACAGCCUCCUCUCCUUUCCUCGGUGACAGAGCUGGAAGUUCCCUGUUCCCCAGCUCCAGAUGUGUUUUCGGGGUGCCACCAUGCCCCCAUCUUCCCGCAGCCUCGAGUGAUGCCGCAACGCCAUCCUCAAAUUCGCGCCAGAAGGGAAACAGACUUAAUACCAGAGACAGCGAGUUCUGCUAUCUGCCUAAGUCACAAAAACACAUGUCACAAAUACCAUUGUUUUCAAAUAAACCAUUUUUCACUGUCGCAUCCAGGCUUUAAGCCGAGGGCGCAGUCCAAAAAAAAG